Molecule: messenger RNA, 1380 nt
Organism: Tilletiopsis washingtonensis
Lineage: Eukaryota; Fungi; Basidiomycota; Exobasidiomycetes; Entylomatales
Product: acid protease
Exons: 1
Biological process (GO): proteolysis
Molecular function (GO): aspartic-type endopeptidase activity
Source: RefSeq, a predicted model, not a curated record
AGCUCGUACUACGCGCAGAUCUCGAUCGGCACGCCGGCACAGAACUUCGUGACCAUCCUCGACACGGGCUCGUCGGACCUCUGGGUCGUCGACACGUCGUGCACGAGCUCGCAGUGCUCGGGCUCUGCCCUCUUCAACCCGCCGUCGAGCUCGUCGUACCGCGGCAGCAGCACGGCCUUCCAGAUCCAGUACGGCAUCGGCGCCGUGCGCGGCACGCUGGCCGCCGACACAGUGUCGCUGGCGGGCUACACGGUGCAGAGCCAGACGUUUGCCAUCAUCGACGAGCUGGCACAGGGCACGCUGCGGGCGCCGGCGUCGGCGCUGAUGGGCAUGGGCUUUCAGCAGCUGGCCAGCUCGGGCGCCACGCCCUUCUGGCAGGUGCUGGCACAGAGCAACCAGCUGCAGCAGCCGCUGUUCACCUUCCAGCUGGCGCGCAACAACCAGAACCCCACGGUGCUCAAUGCUCAGACGCUGGCCGACCAGCUGCAGCCCGGCGGUGUCUUCACGCUCGGCGAGCUCGACUCGAACCAGUACGAGGGCGACAUCACGUACACGUCGCUCACGUCGCGCGCCUACUGGACCAUUCCCAUGGACUCGCUCAACGUCAAUGGCCGCACCACGUCGCUGAGCUCCAGCGAGAACGUCGCCGCCAUCGACACGGGCACCACGCUCGUGGCCGGCCCGCCGAGCGUCGUGCGCUCCAUCUACGAGCAGAUUCCCGGCUCCGUCACGGCGCCCAUGGGCGGCGACGACUCGAGCAUCUACUACGCCUUCCCCUGCAGCACCACGGUGCAGGUGAGCCUGACGUUCUCGGGCAAGGCCUGGUCCAUCAACUCGGCCGACUUCAACUACGGCCUCUACGGCCGCCAGGGCAACACCAACUACUGUCUCGGCGCGUUCUUCGGCACCGACAUUGGCCAGGGCGCGCCCGACUGGAUCGUCGGCGAUGCGUUCCUCAAGAACGUCUUUAGCAUCUACGACUCGAACCCGGCACGCGUCGGCUUCGCGUCGCUGCGCGGCAACACGGCACAGACGCUGGCCACGACGACGGGCGCCAUCCGGCAGGCCACCGCCACGGCGGCGCCGGCGUCGUCGGGCGCCUCGUCGUCCUCGGUGGCGCCGGCCAUUCUGCCGAGCAACAGCGCCGACAACACGGCCUCGGGCAACGUUGGCGGCUCGGGCCUGCCGGCACCCACGCCCGGCACGACGAUCGUCACCCAGACGGCCUCGCUCAUGGCCGGGCCCUCGCAGAGCGGCAGCUCGAGCAGCGGCAGCGGUAGUGGCCGCAAUGCCGGUGCGCGCUCCGCAGGCGCCACGCUCUCGUCGCUGGGCCUCGUUGCCUCGUCUCUCUUCCUCGGCGCCCUCGCCGUGCUCCUCUAG